ACUCUCUUUCAGCUAUGCAAUCUACUUCUCUAUAACAUCUCUCUCCCUCUCUAACUCUAUUCAAAUAUCACACCAAUACGUUCCUGCAGCGCGCAAGCGCAAAAGUCAUUGAUGGCCGUAUGGGAAUUUAUCUUAGCGCUCACUUCAGUGAGCUAAGCCAGAGCCAACUAAUACACAAGAACAGAAUAAGAACAGAACUAAUCAAAUGUUCUGGUCAUGUUUAGUCCGUACCAAAACAUAGGUGACAACAUUUUUUGUAUAAACUGCUUUAUACUCAAACAUUCCUUGUAAAAGUUGAUGCGAUUCAAUUUUAAAAUAAUUUAAAUUACAUUUGCUCAAUUAUGGCUCGAGCAGGAACAAAAUUAGAUGCUAAAAAAGUUAAUUCUGAAUUAUUUACUCUUACAUAUGGAGCUCUGGUUUCUCAACUUCUGAAAGAUUAUGAAAAUGUAGAUGAUGUCAAUAAACAAUUAGAGAGAAUGGGAUACAAUAUGGGAGUCCGUUUGAUAGAAGAUUUUUUGGCUCGGACAGGCUCUGGUAGAUGCUAUGAUUUCAAAGAUACUGCUGAAAAAAUUCAAUCAGCUUUUAAAAUAUAUUUAGGCAUUACACCCACAAUCACCAACUGGAGUGUAACAGGAGAUGAAUUCUCACUAUGUUUUGAAGCAAAUCCCCUUACAGAAUUUGUUGAACUUCCAGAUCAUUGUUUACACCUGAAGUAUUGCAAUGUAUUGCCAGGAGUACUUAGAGGAGCAUGUGAAAUGGUACAGAUGGAAGUUGCUGCAUGCUUUGUACAGGACCAAUUGAAAAAUGAUAAUAUUACUGAACUUAGAGUAAAGUUUAUAAAGCGAUUAGAAGAUGCAAUUCCAGCUGGUGAAGAUUGAAAUAAUUCAAUGUUUCUUUAUAUUUCUAAAUAAACUUUAAUGUUUUAAGUGUUACAAUAUUUAAAUAGUGUAGUAAUAGUAUUUAGAGUCAAAUUCAUUCUAUUACACUUAUAAAUAAUCUAUUUAUAUUAUGUAUAAAAUGAUGAAA
Phymastichus coffea is the source of this 1026-nucleotide messenger RNA. It is a transcript of the gene Bet3, whose product is annotated as trafficking protein particle complex subunit 3. The coding region runs from base 342 to 878 and encodes 178 amino acids. The transcript has 2 exons. The record is from RefSeq and is a predicted model, not a curated record. Gene Ontology annotation, biological process: intra-Golgi vesicle-mediated transport; endoplasmic reticulum to Golgi vesicle-mediated transport. Gene Ontology annotation, cellular component: cis-Golgi network membrane; TRAPP complex; cytosol. NCBI's taxonomy places the organism in Eukaryota, Metazoa, Arthropoda, Insecta, Hymenoptera, Eulophidae.